GAGGACGGUGGGAGGCAUCCCUCCCUGGGAGGACAGUGAGUGGGGCCCCCAGCCUGGCUCCGGCGCCCCUCUCUCACGCCUCCAGGCACAGGGGGCCAGGGCCAGCCUACGUGGCAGCGGCGCUAGGGGCGGGCAGGCAGAAAGGGAGGGACGGAGGCGGGCCGGCCAGAAAGUUUGUCGGCGGCCACUGUGGGAAUACCGGCCCCGGGGAUGCGCUCCCCGCUCCUCAGCGCCCGCAGCACGCCUGGGUGCCCUCCUCGCCAUGGGCCACCCACCCCCCCUCCUGCCCCUGUGUGCCUCUGUGUCCUUGCUGGGUGGCUUGACCUUUGGUUAUGAGCUGGCCGUCAUAUCGGGUGCGCUGCUGCCGCUGCAACUCGACUUCGGGCUAAGCUGCUUGGAGCAGGAGCUCCUGGUGGGCAGCCUGCUCCUGGGGGCUCUCCUCGCCUCCCUGGUAGGGGGCUUCCUCAUCGAUCGCUACGGCAGGAAACGCGCCAUCCUCGGGAGCAACGCGGUGCUGCUGGCAGGCAGCCUGAGCCUGGGCCUGGCUGGCUCCCUGGCCUGGCUGGUCCUGGGCCGCUCGGCGGCCGGCUUUGCCAUCUCCCUCUCCUCCAUGGCCUGCUGCAUCUACGUGUCAGAGCUGGUGGGGCCUCAGCAGCGGGGAGUGCUGGUGUCCCUCUAUGAGGCAGGCAUUACGGUAGGCAUCCUGCUCUCCUACGCGCUCAACUACGCCCUGGCCAGUGUCCCCCGGGGGUGGCGGCAUAUGUUCGGCUGGGCCACUGCCCCUGCCGUCCUGCAGUCCCUCAGCCUCCUCGUCCUCCCUGCUGGUACAGAUGAGGCCGAGGCUCACAGGGACCUCAUCCCCCUCCAGGGAGGCGAGGCCACCAAGCUGGACCCGGAGAGGCCAAGAUACUCCUUUCUGGACCUCUUCAGGGAACGGGAUAACAUGCGAGGCCGGACCACCGUGGGGCUGGGGCUGGUGCUUUUCCAGCAGCUAACGGGGCAGCCCAACGUGCUGUGCUAUGCCUCCACCAUCUUUCACUCGGUCGGCUUCCGCGGGGGAUCCUCCGCGGUGCUGGCCUCGGUGGGGCUGGGCGCUGUCAAGGUGGUGGCUACCCUGACUGCCAUGGGGCUGGUGGACCGAGCGGGCCGCAGGGCCCUACUAUUAGCUGGCUGUGCCCUGAUGGCCCUGUCGGUCAGCGGCAUAGGCCUCGUCAGCUUUGCUGUGCCCAUGGACUCAGGCCCAAGUUGCCUGGCCAUGCCCAAUGCCACCGGGCUAGCAAACCUCCCUGGAGACGCGGACCAGCCGACGGGAUUGUCUUCACACCCACUGCCAACCGCCAGCAAGAACCAAGGGCAGCCAGUCUCAUCAACCUCCGAGAAAACCAGGCGCCACCCCAGAGCCGGGGACCCCACAACCCCUCCUGGGCCAGCCCUAAGCUCCGCCUCCCAGGCACCGCCUCCUCCUGCCGCAGGGCGAGCCCUGAUGCACUGGACGGCGCUGGUCUGCAUGAUGCUCUUCGUGAGCGCCUUCUCCUUCGGAUUUGGACCAGUGACCUGGCUUGUCCUCAGCGAGAUCUACCCCGCGGAGAUCCGAGGGAGGGCCUUCGCCUUCUGUAAUAGCUUCAACUGGGCCGCCAACCUCUUCAUCAGCCUCUCCUUCCUCGACCUCAUCGGCACCAUUGGCCUGUCCUGGACCUUCCUGCUGUACGGGCUGACCGCGGUCCUUGGUCUGGGCUUCAUCUACUUAUUUGUCCCUGAAACGAAGGGCCAGUCGUUGUCAGAGAUAGACCAGCAAUUCCAGAGGCGGCGGUUCGCCCCGAGCUUUGGCCACAGGCAGAGCACAGCUGGCGUCCAGUACAGCCGCAUGAAGGUCUCCGUGGCCUCCUGAGGAGUCCAUCUGCUGGGAAAACGCCGGAACCGUGGUUUUAGCAGACUGUCUCCAGCUCCCUGCUCGCCUGGGCCCCAGAGCUCAAGUUCUAGGUGGCCCUUUGAGGCUGACCCCUGCUCCAGAGGAGGUCGUGUGUGCUAGGGUGGAAAGGACGAAAGUCUGAGAACCCGGAAGUCUUCGUGUUCCGUCUCAGGCGCUGAGGGUUUCUGAGGAGCUGCCGCCUUGCCUCAGUUUCCCUGAGGACUCUGCACAUCUCUGCAGUACUUACAAUGAGAGCAUCCUAUGGCAUUUCCCCUGUUCCCUGGGCUUUCUCAAAGAGUCUCUGGGGCACCAGUCCUGGCAGGAAGUCCCUCCUGGCAUCACCCCUAAGUCCAGCUGAGGAUGCUGUAUUCUCUGCUUUCUUUUCUCAUCUGGCUGGGACUUCUCAGUGAGGGGGAAGCCUGUUUUUUUGGCUUUUAGAGAUCAGUUUUGUUCACCCCUCUAAUUCUCUUCCCCAGAACAUUUGCCAUUCACCAGCAGCCCAGGCUGGUUGAUGGGAGGCCUGAGUUCUAGUCCCGAUUCCGCUGGUGACAUUGCUCUGUGACCUUGGGCCUCAGUUUUCUCCAUAUGUAGAGUGGGGCACCUGGACCAGGUUGUUCUUAAGAUCUCUGCUGACACCGGUGAGUUGGGAUUCUAAAUGCUGGUACUACAACAAGUAUUCAACACGGGCCCCGGUCUCAAGUCACGCAUCGCCUCUCUGGGGGAUGGAGGUUUUAUCGGCAGAGAGGCCAAGAGCAGUCCAGACCCGUGUGCACUAAAAUCCGAGAGCACGGAACGAGCUGCCAGGAUGGUGCUGGUUGCCUUUUCAUGCAGAAAGAUGCUUCGGUGGCCGACAAACCUGGUCGUCAGUGCUGCCUGCACCUCUUGGCAGCUGCAGACCUUGGGUGAGAAACAGCUCCCUCGAGCCCCAGGGUCUGCCCCUUCUGUCUGGGGGUGAUCAUGCCCCCAGGGCUGUAUGUCACCCAAUUUCCCUGCAGGAAGGCCUUCAGCUGGUCCCAUUCAGCUAGUCAGGGAGUGGGGGGCCAUCUGUUCACCCCAGUACUCAGGCCCCCGCCUUCAGGAUGUUAUAAAGGGUUGUUCCCCAACAGGUGAGUCAGAUAGAGAUCAAACAGGUAGCUCAGGCCAGAGGCCACUGGCAGAGGAAGGGACGGGCAAGGAGUUCCUGGAUGCUGAGGGUGAAGAGCUAGAGUAGGCCCAGGUGCUGGCAUUGGGCGAGGCCUCAUCACCGUGCCUGCCUGCCUGGGUGCUGAUACAUCGCCCUCAGGACUGUGGUCCCUCAACCCCUCCCCUCUCCUUUCUAGAAACCGAUGCUCCUUGACUUACGACAUGCUUACGUCCCAGUGAACCCAUUGUAAAGUCAAUGCAUUCAGUACACCUCACCUACUAAACACCAUAGCCUAGCCUAGCCUGCCUUAACCGUGCUCAGAACACUUGCACCAAUUAGCCUCCCGUUGGACACAGUCAUCU
Phyllostomus discolor (pale spear-nosed bat) is the source of this 3394-nucleotide messenger RNA. RefSeq names its product solute carrier family 2 member 10 (gene SLC2A10). Gene Ontology annotation, molecular function: transmembrane transporter activity. The record is from RefSeq and is a predicted model, not a curated record. Gene Ontology annotation, biological process: transmembrane transport. Gene Ontology annotation, cellular component: membrane. The transcript has 5 exons. Lineage: Eukaryota; Metazoa; Chordata; Mammalia; Chiroptera; Phyllostomidae. The coding region runs from base 263 to 1888 and encodes 541 amino acids.